AUGGUUUUCAAAACAAAACUGCUGCUGCCAGUAGCCUUAGGACUGUCGAUAGUUACUGUGACAGCAUUCAUAGCCUAUUACAUAUUCAAAAAGGAUGAGGAAGAAACAAAUGAGAAUACAAUAAAGGCAUCAAGAGUAAACAUAAUUGAAGUGUCAGUGCCUAAGUCUAUUGUUCCAGCACUUAUUGGUCGCAGUGGCGCAAACAUAAAAGACAUCGAAAGGAAAACAGGUGCUAUGAUCCAUUUCAAGAAGUUCAGCGACAAGGAGUACGACGUUUGCAUCAUCAGGGGCCGAAGUGAGGCGACGCAGCUCGCGGAGACGAUGAUACACGAAUUCAUAAAACAGCAGCCGGUUUUCGAGGAGGACAGCAUGACGGUCCCAGCGUGGGCAUGCGGCAGGAUCAUAGGCACCGGGGGUGAGAACAUAAAUGACAUAAGCCAUAGGAGCGGCGCUCGCGUCAAGAUCGAAUCCGGAACCGCGGGUGACGUCAGCGGCCAGCGUCAGAUCUCAUUUCGUGGCACCAAGGAACAGAUCGGCGUGGCCAAGGGACUCAUAGAGACGUGUGUGGCGCAGGAGAAGUGCCGCCGCGAGAUAGAGCAGUCGAAGCGCACCCCACGCGUGGCCAUCCCGCCGCCCACGUCCCACGCCCAGCAGGAGACCCCAGGUAGACCUGCCCUCACACGUGCCAAGUAUAAGCGGCCUGAGCCUUCGGUGCCGUCCAUCGAAGUGUACGUCUCCGCCGUGUCGUCGCCGUCCCGUUUCUGGGUGCAGUUCGUGGGCCCCCAAGUGGCGCAGCUGGACGACCUGGUCGCCCACAUGACCGAGUACUACGGCAACAAGGAGAACAGGGAGGCGCACGCGCUGAAGCAGGUCUGCGUGGGCCAGGUGGUGGCGGCCGUGUUCCGCCACGACGGGCGCUGGUACCGCGCGAGGGUCCAAGAGAUUAGGCCCAACGAGUUCGACGCGACGCAGCUGGUUGCGGACUUGUUCUUCCUGGACUACGGCGACAACGAGUACGUCGCCAUACAAGAGCUCUGCGAGCUACGUGCGGAUCUGCUGCGUCUGCGGUUCCAGGCGAUGGAAUGUUUCCUGGCCGGCGUUAAACCUGCGGGAGGCAGCAACCAAUGGCACUCGCAGGCCGUCGAGCGAUUCGAAGAGUUGACGCAGGUGGCACGAUGGAAGCCCCUGUUGUCGAAAACCUGCACGUACAAGAAGUCGAUCGCCUUUGGCGGCGAGAGGGAGAAGGAAAUACCCGGAAUCAAACUUUUCGACGUCAGCGAAGGCGGGUCGACGCUGGACAUCGCGGAGGCGCUGGUGGGCGAGGGCUGGGCGGAGGAGAGCAGCAGCCCGCGCUCCUCGCCGCCGCCCCACCGCCCCGACACGCCCUUCGGCGACCUGGGCAGCUCCAGGGUGCUGGGCAUGCUGCCAACCGCCCGCUCUUCGUCCUUGCCGAAGGACCACAAGGACGAUCGCAGCGAACAGAACUCAAAGCCGGAGCUGCUUAAAGACCUGAACCCGAUGUCGCCGUCGAAGUCCCUCUCCUCAGGCCUGGAGUCGACGGACAAAUUAAAGUCCGUGUCGAACUGCGACCUCUCCUACUCCGAGCUGGGGAUUCCCCCGCAGCUGAACGGCUCCCGCGAGGAGUUUCUCACCAUGGAGAGGAACAACCUGGCCCAGGAGUCGGAGGUGGCCGCGCCCAACUCCUCGCCGAGGUCCCGGGACGAGCUGAAGGCGAACAUGAACCGGAUCGACUCCCACCACAGCAACCUGGAGGCCCUGUCCCGAAUGCAGCAU
Iphiclides podalirius (scarce swallowtail) is the source of this 1794-nucleotide messenger RNA. The record is from the annotation of a GenBank genome assembly. NCBI's taxonomy places the organism in Eukaryota, Metazoa, Arthropoda, Insecta, Lepidoptera, Papilionidae.